ACUCCGAACAGAGACACACGUGGUUGAUCGUCUCGUGCGCAGCCCGUGGCCUCUCGCUUGGAAGCGCUUCAAAACUGAAAUCUCCGAGGGUUCCGCGUGCUGACAUCAAGUAGCUGAGUUUUCCCGUGUUCUCCGGUGACUUGACGCCUGUCGUCGGGGCGUUCGAUUAAAACCGAUGGCACCUAUUCUACAUGUGCUCUUCGAGCACGCAACAGGCUAUGCGCUGUUCGCGGUCAAGGAGUUCGAAGAGGUGUCGGCGUUCUUGCCUCAGGUUGAGAAAGCGAUUCUCGAUGCGAGCAAGUUCAAGUCAUCGAUAGUUUCCUUGGUCGCGUUCUCUCCUUUCAAAACGGCAGUCAAUGCAUUGGAGAACAUCAAUGCAGUUUCCGAGGGUGUCGUACACGAAGACCUGCAGCUCUUCCUGGAAACCAAUCUUCCGAAGAAGAAAUCUAAAUUCACGCUCGGUGUUGGAGACGCUAAGCUCGGAGCCACCGUGAACGAAACUUUCGGCUACAGUUGCCUGCACGUCGGCGUCGUUCCCGAAAUCCUCAGAGGGAUCCGCCUGCACUUCCCGAAACUCGUUGAGGAUCUCACCGAGUACAAUUGUUCGAAAGCUCAGCUGGGUCUCGGACACUCGUAUUCUCGUUCCAAAGUGAAGUUCAACGUGAACCGAGUCGACAACAUGAUCAUUCAGAGCAUCGCUAUCCUCGAUCAGCUGGACAAGGACAUCAACAUUUUCGCCAUGAGAGUGCGAGAAUGGUACUCGUAUCAUUAUCCGGAGCUUGUCAAAAUCGUGUCCGACAAUCAUCUCUAUGCGAAGGUCGCCUUGGUGGUGAAGGAUCGCAAGAACCUCGAAAACGAAGAGGUUCAGCAAAAGGUUGAGGAACUCCUCAUGGACUCGGUGAAAACUCAAGCAGUCGUCGAUGCGGCGAGAGCUUCGAUGGGAAUGGACAUUUCGCCGAUCGAUCUGGCCAACAUAGAGCUCUUCGCAUCCCGCGUUAUUUCGCUCAGUGACUACCGCAAACGUCUCAUGGACUAUCUGCGUCUGAAGAUGCAUGACAUCGCGCCGAAUCUGACCGCGAUCAUCGGCGAGAGCAUCGGAGCCCGGCUUAUAUCGAAGGCCGGUUCAUUAAUCAAUCUAGCAAAGUACCCCGCGUCGACAGUGCAAAUCCUCGGCGCCGAGAAAGCCCUUUUCCGCGCCAUGAAAACUCGCGGAAACACUCCGAAAUAUGGCCUGUUGUUCCAUUCGACGUUUAUCGGCCGAGCUCAGAAAAGGGACAAGGGUAGAAUCGCGCGCUACGUUUCGAACAAGUGUUCUAUCGCGUCUAGGAUCGACUGUUUUACCGACGAGGCGAACUCGGUAUUCGGCGAGAAGCUACGCGAACAAAUCGAGGAGAGACUCAAAUUCUACGACACGGGAGAUGUUCCUCGUAAAAAUCAGGAGGUCAUGACAGAAGCCGAAGGAGAAGCUAAAGCAGCUCUCAAGGCCGCUAAGAAACAGAAGAAGAAGGAGAAAAAGAAAAGGAAGCAUAGUGAGUUAGAGAACGAACCCAAUGGGAAGGAGAAUGGACAGGAGAGCGUAGAGCCCAUGGAGGAGGAGGCUCCCAAGAAGAAGAAGAAGAAGAAGUCCAAAAAAGUUGCGAAUGAGGAUGAGGAUUGAGACAUUACUACAGUAAAGAUUGGUGGUUCAAGAAUAAAUGAGACACCGUUCACGUGUCUCCGAUGUUA
Molecule: messenger RNA, 1725 nt
Organism: Galendromus occidentalis (western predatory mite)
Lineage: Eukaryota; Metazoa; Arthropoda; Arachnida; Mesostigmata; Phytoseiidae
Gene: Nop56
Product: Nop56 ribonucleoprotein
Exons: 2
Coding region: 176-1657 (493 amino acids)
Cellular component (GO): box C/D methylation guide snoRNP complex; small-subunit processome
Molecular function (GO): snoRNA binding
Source: RefSeq, a predicted model, not a curated record